Messenger RNA from Fusarium proliferatum ET1, 573 nucleotides. RefSeq lists its product as uncharacterized. Gene Ontology annotation, cellular component: membrane. The transcript has a single exon. NCBI's taxonomy places the organism in Eukaryota, Fungi, Ascomycota, Sordariomycetes, Hypocreales, Nectriaceae. The record is from RefSeq and is a predicted model, not a curated record. Gene Ontology annotation, biological process: monoatomic cation transport; transmembrane transport. The coding region runs from base 1 to 573 and encodes 190 amino acids. Gene Ontology annotation, molecular function: monoatomic cation transmembrane transporter activity.
AUGGAAUAUCUCAUGGAACAUCCACAGAGUCGGGAUGCUUCUGCUAUUUAUCAAACCCCUCCAUGCGAGAGGCAUGAUGACGGUGUUCAUGUCACCCAAGUCGGCUUAUACGCAAAUCUCAUCAUGACAGUCCUUAAAGGAGUCUGCGGAUUUAUGCUCAACUCCAAGACCAUGAUGGCUGAUUCCAUCCACAGUACCACAGAUCUCUUGUCAGAUAUCAUGGCACUGGUGGCCGUUAAAUGGAGUCUGAGGCCAGCUACUCCGCAGUUCCCUUAUGGAUAUGGAAAGAUUGAAAGCUUAGGCGCCCUGGGAAUGUCCGCCACACUCCUUCUUGGAGGCACUACAAUGGGUUACUGUAGUCUCUGUGGCAUCGCUGCACGAUUACUUCCAGCUUCUUUGUUUCAUGCCCCCAAUCAGGUUUCUGUGCGCAUGGGCAACUUUGAUCGUCCGUCUUUCGCCGACGAGACCAUGUCUAGUAUGUUGGUACUCGGACUCUCUUUAGCAACAGUGGCAAUUAAAGAGUGGCUUUAUCGAGAAAGUAAGUCCAAACGAAUGGUUCGACUAUUUGAUUGA